AAUCUCGUACCACUUGACAUUGAAAUAUGAUGACGUAAUGCAAAAACCAGAAACUGUAAACACCUGAGAUGUUGACAGCUCGAGGGUUGAAGACAUCUGAGAUUGAACAUUAGCUGUAGAGAUGCCACAGUCAGGAGAUUUCAGAGCAACGUUGUUGGACAUUGAUGCUCAUUUGGAUUCCAAGGACCUUGAAAUCCUUCAGUUUUUGUGUAAAGACAUCGUUCCAUUCAGUGUGCUGGAGAAAUGUAAGAGGUGCUUGGAUGUGUUUGCUAAUUUGGAGCAAAAAGGGAGACUUAAAGAUGAGGACUCCAAGUUUUUACAAGAAUGUUUUCAUUACAUGCAAAGAAAAGACUUGAUUAGAAAACUAGGCGGAGACCCGCAAGAUCUAGAGAGGAAAAUAAAAACUGAUGGACCUAGUAUGUUAUCAGAAUUCAGGAUAUUACUGUAUGAAAUUUCUGAGGAUUGUGGAAAAGAUGAAUUUGAAAGCAUGAAAUUUUAUUCAAGGACAACUCUACAGUUAACCAAGAAAAUGCUAGAUAAAGUGACAUCAUGUUUAAGUUUGUUUAACGUGCUUGAGAGGGAGGAACUGUUGACUCCGAUUCAAGUCAAAACGAUGGAACAACUCAUAGAAACAACAGGAGAUGAAGAACUAUUGGAUUACCUGUACCAAUACAAAAACAGAAAUUUAGUAUGCUCUCCAUCUGAGGAACUUGGGGCAAUACCAGGAAUGAAGCUUGACUUGAAAAUCAACAGCUUGCCAAACACAAGUCCUAUGGUGCCACAAGAACACCAGGAAGCUCCCCAGAACCUCACAGCUCAAUCAGAGGGAGCCAAUCCACAGAUGGCCGCUUAUCCGUCACUGACCUCUAUGAAUCCUCCUGCACAGGAUGCCAUGGAUACGUUUAUGUCUCGGCAACUGUCAGAUGGCCAAUCACCCCAGGAGGAUCACGACUUUAAUGACAGCUUGAAUAGAUUCUACAAAAUGACAGCCAAGCCCCGAGGUUACUGUGUCAUUAUUAGCAACAAAAUAUUCCAUGGAAAGUCUGAUCUUAAAGAAAGAGUAGGGACAGGUGUAGAUGAAGACAAAUUGGAAAAUACUUUUGGAUCCCACCUGAAUUUCAUAGUUAAGACAUAUAGGAACUGUACAAGUGAUGAAAUUAUGGAAGUCUGCCGGAAGUAUUCCGGAAAAGAUCAUGGGAAUUUUGACAGCAUAGUAUUCUGUAUCCUGUCUCAUGGAACCACGGGGGCUGUAUAUGGCUCCGACUGUCGUAGUGUUUACAUCCGAGACAUAACGUCCUGUUUCACUGCCUCUCAAUGUCAGUCCCUGGCUAGUAAACCAAAGCUGUUCUUUUUCCAGGCAUGUCAAGGGCUUGUUCACCAGUCAGGCUUAAAUAACAUGGGAACCACAAGAAAUGUCAAUUCGGGUCUACAGACAGACACGCUCUAUGAAUCUCCAAGACCUCAAGAACCUCCAAAUGAGGAGACCACCUCUCCACCUCCCAACAUGAUCCCUGAUGAGUCGGACUUUCUGUUAGGGUAUGCCACUGUCCCGGGUUACGUAUCCUACAGAAGCAGAUCUACUGGAUCCUUCUAUAUCAAAACACUGGUAGAGAAAUUAAAGAAAUAUACACUCGGUCCAAGGAGUCAUGAUCUGGUGUCCAUUUUAACUGAAGUCAAUAAUGCCGUGAGUGAACUCCACUACAGUGACAGCCAGGGGGCGCUGUAUAAGCAGGUCCCAGCACCUCAGUUUACACUGCGCAGGAAAGUCCAUUUUGACAAAUGCUAGAUUCUAAAAACGGAAUAUAAAAUGGCCGUAAUAAUUCUGGCUUCUCUGUUUUGAAGUCUGUGACUUUCUCUCUGGAUUUUUAACAACACUUACGAAAUGUUUCAAGGCUGUGAGAAAAACUGUGUCAAAUUUUGUACAUACAUGUGUAUAUCUUUCUAUACAAAAUACUGGUUUUAUGAAUGUGAAAUUUUUAGAAUUUAAUUAAAUUUGACCAAGUAUAAUGAAAUUUA
Messenger RNA from Ostrea edulis (European flat oyster), 2016 nucleotides. RefSeq names its product caspase-8-like. Gene Ontology annotation, biological process: regulation of apoptotic process; proteolysis. Gene Ontology annotation, molecular function: cysteine-type endopeptidase activity; protein binding. Bases 122 to 1786 code for a protein of 554 amino acids. The record is from RefSeq and is a predicted model, not a curated record. NCBI's taxonomy places the organism in Eukaryota, Metazoa, Mollusca, Bivalvia, Ostreida, Ostreidae. The transcript has 9 exons.